AUGUUAAAAAUUGAUAAACUUCGAGCUCUGGCUCCCAUUUUGCCUGUGGAUGGCAAGGCCUCUAUCUCUGUGGGACCUGGCACAAGUAAAGUGACUAGGCCAGAUGGUGUUGGAUCCUUUCCCAGAUUUCUGCUCGUCACAAAUCUUUGCUUUUUGCACUCAUAUGUCUCCAUCGAUGACUCAAACCUAUGCGAGAAUGAUCGAAAUCUUAUGAUUCAGAAGAAGGCUACACUACUGGACAGGAUGGAGAGCUUCCGGCCACAGGAUGACAGCACGGUUGUUGGAGACCCAACGGAGAAGACGACGUCAGAAGCUCUUGACUGGCGGAUUAUGAACGGCAACGAAGUAGUGCCAUCUUCCGCCAAAUCGCCCAAUGCCUCGAGGGUUUUUAUUCGACACCAUUUCCAAUUUUCGUCGGCUCUCAAGCGCAUGUCCACGGUGUCGAGCUUGCCCAGCGGCAAGGUCCUCGUCGCUGUUAAAGGUGCACCAGAUAUGAUCAAAGGCAUUCUCACGGAAGUUCCUGAAUGGUACAAUGUGACAUACAAGUGGUAUACUAGGCAUGGCAGUCAUGUUUUGGCCCUAAGAACAAAGGAGAUGAUGUCAAUCGACAAGCUAUAUCAUCCUGUUGGAACACUCAAGAUGCUUGCCGACUUGUUACACAGGCGCAUUAUGAUCACUGGCGACAACCCAUCAACGGUGGUCCAUGUCGUGCUGGACAUUGAGAUUGUUGAUUGCGACACGCUGAUUCUGGAUUUGCGAGCGAACCCUGCACAUGAAGCAGGUGAAUUGAUUACUGUUCAGCCAUUCAAAUAUCGUCUUUCAUGGAAUGACCUGGUGCAAAACACCUGGGUUUGUGCUCGUGUCUCUCCCACACAGAAGGAAUUCGUCCUUACUAGUCUUAAAACACUUGGCUACACUUGGCUCAUGGCUGGAGAUGACACAGAUGACGUCGGUGCACUCGAGCAGGCUCAUAUUGAUGUUGUCAAGGCGCAGACAAAAGUUGCAGAGAAUUUACAAGUUGUGCACAAAAAGAACCUGAUGGAGAAGGUGGUGUCUGUUGUCCUCAUGAGGGUUCGUUGGCUGACAAUGUUUGAGUUCGACCUUGCUUCAAUUACUGAUGCUAUGGCUAACAUGGAGGGUUAUGAGGAUGUUCCUCAGAUCAAACUUGGAAACCCAUCAUGCACCGCACCAUUCACAUCGAAGCUGUCCCACAUCACUCCCACUACCCACAUUAUUAGGCGCGGUCACUGUACCUUAGUAUCUAUCAUUCAGAUGUACAAGAUUUUGACGCUGAACCGCCUUAUCACUGCGUACAGCUUGCCGGUUCAGUAUCUCGAUGGUAUCAAGUUUGGUGAUAAUCAGCUUGUUGAAAAAAAUUCCCAGGAGAGGCCGCUAGGCAACAUCUUCAAUCUCUAUGUGCUAUUACCGUGCUGCUCCAGUUUGCCCCCCACAUUAUACUUAUCACUCAUUCACAUCAUGAACUUGCCACAUUUCCAUGAGCCAGCCGGCGUAAUUGACCUCAAGGCGAUGUUUGAGCCCAGUCUCUUGAAUGCUGCCAUCCACUUUCUGGGUCUCUCAACAGGUAAUCAUUAUUUUGCCGAGGAUGGUUGCCCUUUCCGCGAGGGAAUCCGCAAGAACUCGAGCUUGUACUGGGUGCUUGCCGGUGCUAGUACUUGCUGUUACAUCCUCUGGAGCUACAGACUUUAUGCCCGAAUAGAACCGAUGUUCAAGGUGAAGUUAACCAGCAUCAUAAUUGCCCACUUUGUUGGUUGUUGGGUGAUUGAGAAGUUUUUGCAGAUUUUGAAUCAAAACCGUUGGUUACUUGGGGUAAGGAACGGAGAGGCUAGACUAGCAGACGCGCCAAUCGCGCAAUUAUUGAUACCUGACAUCUUCGACGAAUAUGCAAGUAUCAGGGCCUCUGUCACUGUGCAGUCUAAUAAGAUUGCUAAUGCCGCCUUACAUGUCACCCUUCCAUGGUACACACAUUUGUACACCAUUCCAUUCUUCUCGCUCUAUCCACUUCUUGCAUAUCGAGGAGUGAACUUCCCUGGCUUGUGUAUUCUGUGUGCUCAAGUUUCUUGGUCACUCGAUGGAGUGGCGAAAGCAUGGAUAACAAUGCGAAAGGUGCGGUCUAUCGAGGAUGCAAACUGUAUAUGCUUGGUUCCUCGUGUCCACCGUGGUCAAGGCAAGAUUGCCCCAUCGCUCAAGGCAUUUGAAAACUUGAAUUUUGAUGGCAAUAAGAGGAUGAAGAUAACAGUCACCAAAUCUGCUCCGGGCACUUUGGCCUCAGGUGCUAACGAUGCUGAUAUGGGUCAAGCCACUGAAGUCGAGACCAAAGUUGGCGAGUCUGAGUUUCUUGAUGAAAUGGAGAACAUUCAACAAGAGGACAACAUGUCAGACUAUCUUAAACCGAAAAUUAUACAGACAAUAUCGCUCCUUGCUCAUCUAGCUUGUGACUGUGGAAUAUGGGAUUGUCCUCUUAAACUGGGAGAUGGGAUUCAAGAAGUUUCUGCCUGGGUUCAAAACUCUGAGUUACCACGGAUCAACGAAACACCGCAAGGAGCUCUGCCAAGGAUGGUACAAUAA
Messenger RNA from Suillus subalutaceus, 2586 nucleotides. RefSeq lists its product as uncharacterized. Gene Ontology annotation, molecular function: nucleotide binding; P-type ion transporter activity. Lineage: Eukaryota; Fungi; Basidiomycota; Agaricomycetes; Boletales; Suillaceae. The record is from RefSeq and is a predicted model, not a curated record. The transcript has 22 exons. Gene Ontology annotation, biological process: intracellular calcium ion homeostasis. Gene Ontology annotation, cellular component: endoplasmic reticulum membrane. The coding region runs from base 1 to 2586 and encodes 861 amino acids.